AUGUCCUCAACAAACUGUGUUGAGAAUUUUACGGCAAGACUGAUUUUUGAGCACAUCUUAUUCCGGCUGCAAGAUCGAGAUGAAGAGGACAAUUGGAAUGCCUCUCCCAAAUGAAAUAUGACAGACUUUUUACACCACCUUAAACAUACUUUAUCAGGGAAGGAACUCAUGAAUGAAACAUUCUACAUUGUGCUUGACAAAGCAGAGACACUUCGAGAUAUCGAGGCAAAUUUUCUUCCUGCCUUUUUAAGACUUCAGGAACUAACUCAGCUAAAUAUUUGUGUCAUCUUGCUCAGUCAAAUGUUUUGGGAAAAGUCUCAAGUUGGUACUGGAUUCUAUGAGCCCUUUGUCAUUCCCUUUCCCGAAUAUUCAAAGUCUGAAUUGCGGCAGAUCAUGGCAAGAGACAGCCCAUCUUCAUAUCCAGUGGAAUUUUUCAAAGCAUACUGCCAGCUUCUCCUGAGUGUGUUCUAUUCUGUGUGUAGGGAUUUGAAUGAGCUCAGACAUCUGUUAGGUCCAAAGAAUUUCCAAAUGGACAGACUAAUGACCAUAUUUUACAGUAUUGUGGUGGAUAAAGUCGCUCCAACCGCUAACAUCCUUUGUCAGAUAUCAUCCCUUGUGUCACUAACUCUCUUGACGCAAAUGACAGCAGAUGAUCAGAUAGAUUGUCCUAAAUACAAAUGCCUCGUGAGCUUCUACACCAUCUUACAAAUUGCGAGACAACUCGAGUUUGAUAUUGUGGCUGAAGGAAUUGCACCAUCCCUGACUAGACUUUACAAUAACUGCAUUGACUUAGGCGAGUGGCCAUCUGAAUGGAAGAAAGGCGAAUGGACCCCU
Molecule: messenger RNA, 834 nt
Organism: Stylophora pistillata
Lineage: Eukaryota; Metazoa; Cnidaria; Anthozoa; Scleractinia; Pocilloporidae
Product: origin recognition complex subunit 5-like
Source: RefSeq, a predicted model, not a curated record